CCAUUCUCGGCGCGGUUUAAUUUUGGGUCUCCUUCCAUUUCUUCCCUCCCUCCACCUCGUCUCGUCCUCCUGCCUGCCACCGCACGCGCGCGCGCGCCUCCUCCCAUGGAGUCAUCCGCCGCGGGGGGCCACACCCCUCCCCGCCCGUCGGCGGCGUCCGGCGGGGCCUCGCCUCCGCCUCCGCCUCCGCCUCCGCCUCCCCCGCCGCCGAGGGGGUGGCUCGCCGGCCUCGUCUCCGGCGCCGGCCGGAUCCUCGCCGCCGUGCUCGGGCCCGAGCCCACCGCUUCCGUCUCCGGCUCCGGCUCCGGCUCCAUCGCCUCCGACGCCGCGUCGGACGGGGACUCGCCGUCGGCGUCGUGCUCCCCGGCCUCGUGCCGGCUCCCAGAACCUCGCAGCGAGGGGCACAAUGGCGGCCGCGGCACCGAUAAUGGUAAUUCCCCAUUCUUUCCUGUGCGAAAUGAUCAGUUGAAUCAGGGUGAAAAGGAGACUGUUCUAAAAGACUAUGCUGGUUCCCUAGCAAUUAUCUCUGAGAUUGAGCCAAAGGAUGCCAUAAUGCAAUUGCUUAUGCAGGAGACCUAUUCAAGGUCUGAGUGCAGAAAGUUUAUAAAGAUAAUUCAAGAGCGGGUUUUGGACUCAGAUUCAGGUGAUAUAGAUACUGGUGGGUUUGCUCUUACAGGUGCUCGAAAGGUUGGCAGACAAGCAGUUGAUGGAUAUUCUUCAUUUAGUCCAACCGAAUCCUCACCCGCAACUUCAAGUCUUCAAAUGCAUCGCUGUGAUAAUAGCGUUGCUGUGGGCACAAUUCCAAAAUUAGCUGAUACCGACCAAAGCCCUUUCAUCCAGAAUUCUAAGAACAUACAGCCUGUUCUCAAACGAAAUUACUCUGUUAGAGAGGAUGCUUAUGGGGAACUUCGAAGAGUUAGGCCAAAGAUCAAUGGAAGUCCAUUGAACCUUUCAAAAUUCAAGCAAGUUGAUAUUAUUCGAAAUCAUCCAGCUGCGAGUUCACAUGAAGAGCUCACUGCCAGGGAUCCAAAUGCUUCCAGAGAUGAAAAGAAGCUAUUAACAGAUGUUAUGGGAGCCAAUAAUUUAACAUACCCUAACGUUAUUUCAAAAGUUGAAAGUGCUGAUGAAAUAUUAGAUGUCCCCAAUAAACCUUCAGCUGUAACUCCACAGCUGUUUGAUUCCAGUUUUUCACAAUCUGGUAAGGACCAAAAAGGUUUUGGUGCUACAACACUUAACAAGUGCUCUAGUCAGGAUCUGAAAAAAGGCUUUCCUUUGAAGGUGGAGCCUUUGAAUGUAUUUAAUCCUUUCGAGCAGCAGAUGAUGGACUUAUCACACCAAAAGCAAGAGCAUGCUGUCUGUGAUGAUUCAUGCUCUCUCUCAAAAUUAAUGUUGAAGGAGGAUAUCGAGGCUGCACCCAGCUUGCCGAUGGGCCUUCAACUGCAAAACGGCUCCAAGAACCGCAGAAGAAGGCAACCCAACUCACAAAAGAACACGCCAACUCCAACAAGGUCACCUGCAAAGGGUCCACGCCAAAAGAGCAACGACAUCAUAGUCAAAUCAGAGAUGGACUUGCUUGAGCAAAGCAGGCUGGUACUGACGGAACAAGAACCAGAGUUGGGCGACGUCCCCGUGAAGAGACCUGUUGGGCGGCCGAGGAAGGCGAGGAAUGGGCCUAGCACAGUUGAUCCGACCACCCCUGCUUCGUAGGUUUGAGUUCUGUUCGCCUUUCUCGGUUUCUUCUAACUUGUGUAAAGUGUAUUGUGGGACUUGAGAAGAACCUUGAAAUCAUAAGUCAACUUGAGACUUUUGGUGUUUA
This is a messenger RNA of Setaria italica (foxtail millet), 1816 nucleotides long. RefSeq lists its product as uncharacterized. Lineage: Eukaryota; Viridiplantae; Streptophyta; Magnoliopsida; Poales; Poaceae. The record is from RefSeq and is a predicted model, not a curated record. The transcript is spliced from 10 exons. Gene Ontology annotation, biological process: nuclear membrane organization. Gene Ontology annotation, cellular component: nuclear envelope. The coding region runs from base 106 to 1707 and encodes 533 amino acids.